Messenger RNA from Cyphellophora europaea CBS 101466, 1497 nucleotides. RefSeq lists its product as uncharacterized. Gene Ontology annotation, molecular function: monooxygenase activity; iron ion binding; oxidoreductase activity, acting on paired donors, with incorporation or reduction of molecular oxygen. The transcript is spliced from 3 exons. NCBI's taxonomy places the organism in Eukaryota, Fungi, Ascomycota, Eurotiomycetes, Chaetothyriales, Cyphellophoraceae. Bases 1 to 1497 code for a protein of 498 amino acids. The record is from RefSeq and is a predicted model, not a curated record.
AUGCUCUCGGCCGCCUCUGAUUUGCUUUCGCAGCCACGCCACUUGGCGCUCGGCCUUCUGUUUGUUGCUGCCGCAUACACAAUUUCCACUCUCUCCUAUAAUCUCCUCCUACACCCCCUACGAAAGUUUCCGGGCCCGCCCCUAGCAAAAAUAUCCCGCCUAUGGGCUCGCCAUGGCAACCUCUACGGUCAGAAGUCGGAGCGAGUGCACGCCGCACAUCUCAAGUAUGGUCCUGUCGUGCGUGUUGGUCCCAACGAGCUGUCAUUUGCUUCGCCGGCCGCUGUACGCGAAAUCUAUACCAGCGACGUCUUCGUCAAAGAAGAAGUCUUCUAUCGCGCAAAACGCAUCUUCCAUGAGAACCAUAUGAUGAGCUUCCGUGACCCUGAAGCCCAUAGACAGCGGCGGAAGCUAUUGAGUCGUGGGUUCUCACAGGCGGCAAUGCUCGACUUUGAGGCAAACAUCUCGGACAAGAUUGAGACCAUGCUUAACCAGUGGGCGGCUAGAUGCGUCGAUGGUUCCAUUGACAUCUACCCAUGGUCUCACUGGCUAGGCUUUGAUAUUGUCUACCAUUUGAUGUUUGAUGAGGAUCCAGGUUCGAUCCGAGCAGGAAAGCCACACGAAGUCAUGCCGUACCUUCGCGCCUGGAAGCCGACAUUUAUCUAUAAAGAAUUCAUGCCUUCUCUCGAGCAAUGGGGCGUUUGGCUCCCGGGGCAUGUGGGCGGCUACUUUCGAGACGUAAACACGUGGAAGAACUACGCUGUUAAAAUAGUGCAGCGCUUACGUCAACGCGGUGCAAAGUCUCCAUUCCUGCGCAACGUCUUAAAUGGCGAUAAGGACGGCUUUCUUGGUCGCCCACUAACGGAUUCAGAAAUUGCAGAAGAGUCUAUGGGAGGGAUGUUCGGAGGUUCUGGUACGACGGCCAACACUUUCGUAUAUGUUGUCUGGGCAUGUCUGCAGAGACCCGACGUGGUAGAAAAGUUGAAGGUAGAACUUAACUCCCACUUCGGCGAUCGUUCUCAGGUUCCGGAUUACAAGUCCUGUGCAACGCUGCCUUAUCUCCAGGCCGUCAUCAGUGAGACUCUGCGAAGAUACCCAACCAUCAUAGCAACCCUACCCCGAACGGCUCGGCAGCAGAUCGACGUGGCAGGUGUUCGUGUACCGGCUGGCACAACUGUGGGUACACAAAACUAUACAAUUCACCGGGACCCGGAAGCUUUUCCAGAUGCCGAAGCCUUCCGACCGGAUAGAUGGCUGGAAGAGGAAGGUGAGCAAGCUCGAAAGGAUGCUUGGACGCCGUUCUCGGUGGGCACAAGAAAGUGCGUUGGGAUAAACCUGGCACAAAUGGAGCUGACUAAACUUGUAGCCGCGUUCUUCUUGCGUUUUGAUGGUGAGAUUGAUAAGAGCAUGACUGAUGCGGAUAUGAGAAUGUACGACACGUUCAACGCAGCACCGGCGGGUGCAAAACUUUUGGUACAGCUAAGGGAAGAUAAAGCCUGA